This is a messenger RNA of Eurytemora carolleeae, 2041 nucleotides long. Its product is annotated as corepressor interacting with RBPJ 1. The coding region runs from base 6 to 1505 and encodes 499 amino acids. Gene Ontology annotation, molecular function: transcription corepressor activity. The record is from RefSeq and is a predicted model, not a curated record. The transcript is spliced from 17 exons. Gene Ontology annotation, cellular component: nucleus. Gene Ontology annotation, biological process: negative regulation of DNA-templated transcription. Lineage: Eukaryota; Metazoa; Arthropoda; Copepoda; Calanoida; Temoridae.
AUAAAAUGCCGAAGGGUCGAAGCAAAGGAUUUGGGCACUAUAUGUGCAAAAAGUUUUUCCAUCCGGGGAACCCGGAAAAUUUGGAACGUGUAUUUGUGGCUCGAGAGAAGGCCAAGGCCAAGGAUAAACUUGAGAAGGAUAAAAUACAGGAAUAUGAGAGGGAACAGGAGACAUGGAAUAACAAGGCUGCAGUUACAAAUACAAGGGACCGAGACAAGCUGGCGCUUAGUUUUAUGUACGAACCCCCGGCUGGGAUGAAGAAAGAGGAUAAACCGGAUACGGAGAAGAAGGACGAAUUUAAGUUUGAUUGGCAGAGGAAUGCUCCCCGUCAGUCCUACGCUAAAGAAGAUCCAAAUAUCGUCGAUCAUCCCUUUGGUAUAAGUGUACAGUUCACCAAAUGUAUAAGAUGUCAAGUAUGGGGGCAUUCACAUACAGAGAAACACUGCCCUAAGUAUGGGAAGGCCCGGGAUGAAGAGGAACCAGCGGUUGUUAUCAACGAGAAGAAACUUAUCCAGGAAAUGAAACAAAAGGAUCGUCUUCAAUUUACAAGUUACGGAACUUGGGAUAACGGGAAGCUGGGUGGGAAACAGUAUGAUCUAGUCUACUCCUCUCCAUCUGAAGAUGAAGGCGGAGGAGAUCUCAUGUCGGGACUACUCAAGGGAAUCCGAGGAAAAGAGAAGAAAAUAAAGAUAUUGAGAUCUAAAGUGAAAAAAGAAUCUGAACGAAAUCGAAGAAAACAUCACAAAAAAUUCGCAAAAUCCGAAAAGACUUCAACACGUGAUAAAUCCACGAAACGUGACGUAUCCAGGGGAAAAGGUUCCAGACGGAAAUAUGAAAGAUCGUCUUCUCCCAAGGAGAGCAAACAAGAGACUGCCAAAAUAUCGGACAAAUCACGAUUAGCGUACCUGAAUAAAAUUGAUGAUAUUCUAUUUUCUGAUAUUGGUCCUCCCCCACCUCGUAAGGAGUCCGAACUUAAUAAAUCAGGAGAAAGCUUUCUGAGUGAAGUUGACAAGAUACUCGGGCUGACAGAUGAAUCUGAAGAAGAAGAAGAAGAGUCGGAGUCAGAAGAGGAAAAAGAAGAAGAAGAAGAAGAACAGGAAGAGGAGGCCCUUACGGAGACUGAAAUGCGUCUUUUUAAUCUGAUUAGUAUUAACAAGAUUGAUGUGAAGAAAAACUUCGAGGAUAAAUAUCCUGAUACUAAUUGUCAUUUCUGCAGAGUAGAAGAAAAUACUGAACACCUGGCUGUGUGUCCUGUGUAUGAUGAUAUUAUGAAAGGGAGAGAGUUUCAGGAUAUUAAGUCUCAGAAUUUAGCAAAGGUCAAAACUGCUUUAAAGCACAUAAGGAAAGCUCUGUUAAAACGUGCAAAGGCUCUAUCAGUUACGAGUGUAGGAUCAAUUUCUGCUGAAAACAUGGCACUGUUAGAUUUAUCUGUGAAACCAGUGUUAGAUGAACGCUGUAAACGUGCGCUAGAAAUAUUAAACUCUCAACCCUUCAACAUUGUUUAGUCACAAAAUCCUGUAUCCUGUAUAGGCACAAGUGUGAUUUAUGUUAUAGUUUCAAAGAAAAUUGGUUUCCUGAUGGUAAUGUUACAUCGUCUAUACGCAACAUCCUACUGCAAUAUCGGACCUACGCCGGCUGUUUAUUUUUGUGUUAUUUGAGGGCUAGGUUUCUGGGCCGAGCGCCGCGACUAGGACAGGCAAGGGGGCCGGGAGCUGCGGUCACAGGUCUAUAUAGCAGAGCUUGUAAAACCUCUUGCUAGCAGGUCGGAUGUGUAGUAUAGCGGAUUUCGCGUUGGUAAGAAGUGGAGUAUAGCGGAUUUGCGUAAGUCGAAAAAUACACCACUUUCCUGAUCUGCAGUUUUACCCCCUGGUAAAAUCAGAUGUUAACGGUAAAAAUCAGAUGUUAACGGUAAAAUCAGAUGUUAACGGUAAAAUCAGAUGUUAACGGUAAAAUCUCCCAAUUUUAAAGUACUCACCACUCUGUCCAUGCGCAGAUUACUCAAUAUUUCGACAAAAUGGUUUUCAUGGAGAAAGUUUUUUUA